Messenger RNA from Pelmatolapia mariae (spotted tilapia), 1794 nucleotides. RefSeq names its product solute carrier family 5 member 5 (gene slc5a5). Gene Ontology annotation, biological process: iodide transmembrane transport; sodium ion transport. The record is from RefSeq and is a predicted model, not a curated record. NCBI's taxonomy places the organism in Eukaryota, Metazoa, Chordata, Actinopteri, Cichliformes, Cichlidae. Bases 1 to 1794 code for a protein of 597 amino acids. Gene Ontology annotation, cellular component: membrane; extracellular exosome. The transcript has 15 exons. Gene Ontology annotation, molecular function: symporter activity.
AUGAAAGGCCAGUCUGCUAGUGAGCCAUCCAGACCAAGUUUUGGCCUGGCUGACUAUGCAGUCUUUGCUGCCAUGUUAUUGGUUUCUAUGGCGAUAGGACUUUUCCAUGCCCUGAAGAAAAGGAAGAGGGAAGCGACUGCUGACGACUUCUUCACUGGGGGCCGGAGCAUGCCAGCAAUUCCUGUUGGCUUGUCACUCUGUGCCAGCUUCAUGUCAGCAGUCCAGGUUCUGGGUGUUCCUGCUGAAGGUUUUCGCUAUGGCUUCAAAUUCCUCUACAUGUGCCUCGGACAAAGCAUCAACUCCCUGCUGACAGCUUACCUGUUCCUGCCGGUUUUCUUUCGACUGGGCAUCACCAGCACCAAUCAGUAUCUGAGGAUGAGAUUUGGCAGAGGGAUGCAGCUGCUGGGGAGCAUUCAGUUUCUCGUUGCCACGCUGCUUUACACAGGGAUUGUCAUCUACGCGCCAGCUUUAAUUCUGAAUCAAGCUACUGGACUCAACAUAUGGGCAUCCCUAUUUUCUACUGGGCUCAUCUGCACCUUGUACACCACACUGGGUGGAAUAAAAGCUGUGGUCUGGACUGAUGUAUUCCAGAUCAUUGUCAUGUUGUUGGGCUUUGUGGCUAUUUACAUCCAUGGCACAGUUCUGGUUGGUGGUCCGGCACAAGUACUGAGGAUUGCAAACAAUGGAUCACGCAUUAAUUUUAAUGAUUUUAGCUUUGACCCACGGCAUCGCUACACAUUCUGGAGCCUCUCUGUUGGGGGUGCAUUGGUUUGGCUGUCCAUGUACGGAGUGAACCAAGCACAAGUCCAGCGAUACAUCUCCUGUCGAUCAGAGAGAGCGGCCCAGUGGGCACUGUUUGUGAACCAAGUGGGUCUGUGCCUCAUUGUGAGCAGUGCAGCAAUCUGCGGCAUCGUCAUGUUUGCUUUUUACAACACGUGUGAUCCACUGAAGUCUGGGAGGAUUUCUAAACCUGACCUGCUUAUGCCGUACUUUGUGCUGGACAUAUUCCAAAAUUACCCGGGCUUCCCAGGUCUUUUCCUUGCCUGUGCAUACAGCGGGACUUUGAGUACGGCUUCCACAAGCAUCAAUGCCAUGGCUGCGGUGACGAUGGAGGAUAUCCUGCACCCCUAUCUGCUUCACAUGACACAGAAGAAACUGAUGCUGAUUUCCAGAGGACUGUCACUCCUGUAUGGCGGUGGUUGUAUCACGGUGGCUGCGCUCUCCUCCCUAGUGAACUGGGGAGUUCUUCAGGGAUCAUUUACUGUCAUGGGUGUGGUCAGCGGCCCAUUACUUGGAGUGUUCAUUUUGGGAAUAUUUUUCCCAGCAGCAAACAGACUGGGGGCAUUCACAGGGAUAUUAGCUGGCUUCUGUGUCUCUAUGUGGCUAGCUGUAGGUUCAACUCUGUAUCCACCCAGUGAGGAGACCAUGGGUGUCCUGCCCAGCUUAGCAGGUGCCUGUGAAUCCAUAAACACCACCCAGAGCAGCAUACCUAUCGAGGACCAGCACUCUGUCUCCACCCGGCUUCGCCCCAAUAACCAGGGGGGCCUGUUAAACUUCUACUCCAUGUCCUACCUCUACUUUGGCGCCAUGGCAACUAGUUCAGUUGUACUUGUCGGUGUAAUUGUGAGCUACGCAACAGGCCCAACAAAGAGGGAGAACAUUAAAGAAGGUUUGUUAUGGUGGGACCUGAAAAAGAAGAAAGUGGAGGGUUCCCCUAAAAACAGAGAGGGAGACAAAGUGUCAGAAGAACUACAGUGUGUGUCUUUGAUGAAAAUGGACAAGCAGGACGAAUGA